This is a messenger RNA of Pygocentrus nattereri (red-bellied piranha), 1798 nucleotides long. RefSeq names its product endothelin-2. The record is from RefSeq and is a predicted model, not a curated record. The transcript is spliced from 5 exons. Gene Ontology annotation, cellular component: extracellular region. Gene Ontology annotation, biological process: regulation of systemic arterial blood pressure by endothelin; regulation of vasoconstriction; vein smooth muscle contraction. Bases 132 to 704 code for a protein of 190 amino acids. Lineage: Eukaryota; Metazoa; Chordata; Actinopteri; Characiformes; Serrasalmidae. Gene Ontology annotation, molecular function: hormone activity; endothelin B receptor binding.
AUAUAAAUGAGGCCAAACAGGGCUGUUGAACACUGACAAGCACCUGUGGCUGUGUGUUCACUGCUGGGAUUGCUUUGACUACCUUGAAGCCUCCUUGAUUUUGCCGGGAAAUCUGAACAGAACACAAAGCAAUGGCCCUGUACACCAUCCUCCUCUUCUCUAUUAGCUGGUCUGCAGCCCUGCAUGAAGGGUUAGGCUUGCCUGUGAUUGGCCAGUCAGAUGUAAGUGGCCCGGAGCAUGCGCGUAGAGUGCGGACCAAACGAUGCUCCUGCAACAACCAGCUGGACUCAGAGUGCCAUUACUUCUGCCAUAUGGACAUCGUCUGGGUGACCACGCCUAGUAAGACAACUGUUUAUGGCUUGGGCAGUCCAAUAGCUCGAUGGCGCAGAUCUACAGACCGCUGCCUGUGCGCAAACCCUGCUGACCAAACCUGCAACAGCUUCUGUGUCCACCGCUCAAAGAAUGUCGCUGCCAUGCUGAAGACUCAGUCUAAACCAGUACAGGAAAAUUCUGACCUCCAGCCUGUCUUAGAAAACCUGGACAAUGCUGAACCAGUGGUGAUCAUUGAGGGAACUGAAGAUAAAGCUCGUGCAAAUGUCCUGACAUUCCUCAGAAGCCUGAUGAAAGCUAAGUUCCAGGCCAUGGAGAGAAAUGUUCGUCAUAGUGAAAGGGGCGCCAAAGCCCAUAAACCAGGCUACAGCUAAACCCAGCCUGGAGACAGCAGCAAGAAGUGAGAGCACCUGAACAAAAGACGACCCUCAUGGAUCGUAGGGCAGCAGAACAAAUAUGUGUCACGAGUUGGAGAUGGCACAUACAGAGCGAAAGAAAAGGCCUGAAAUGGCAGUGGUGGUGAAGUUCAUGAUGGUAACCAAGGCCUUUAAGGCAUGGCUGUCUGUUGUCGUCAGGCAGUAUGGAGGCUGGAAUGUCUUGUAAUGCAAGCAUCACUGUAAUGCAACCACUUCUUCGAGUGGUUAGCCACCAAAAGAAAUACUGACAAGAAUUCCAAAGCCAUGAAGGAAAGGGGAAGCUCUGAUAUUGUCCUGUUUUACAUUCCUAUAGAAAGCAAUAACUCAGAGAACAUGUGUAAUCUUAGUUUGAAAGGAGACAAAAUGGGAGAGUCACUGUUAAAGGUAGUGUAACGAGGAUCCAAAUGUCUUAGGACUACAUUUGUAGAACAUACCAUUCAUCACACUGAAAUAUUUCCUGGUCAGCCUUUACAAUAACUUCAAAUCUCACUGGCUGUUGUGAGAGUUGUUUUCAGCAGUGUGUUUAUACUGUAGACUAGCUGUUUGUUAUCUGUCAUAGCAACAGCUUACAAUAGAGUGUGGUUUACUAAAACACUUUCCUAGUUAUAGAAUAGCAGGGGAAACAUAAUUUAUUUCUAAUUACUCAUCAAGACAAUGUCACUGAAAGUAAUUUUAGACAGCUUGCAAUUUAGAGCUUGCAUGAAAGUACAAUUGAAACCAAGCUUGAAAUGACUCAUAAGGUUGUGGGUUAAAGAGAGCUGGACAGUCAAAGGAAAGCUAUGCUUGGAAAGUUGAGCAAUUGUCUUGGAAGAGCUUUUUGAGGGACAUACCAGCAUGUUUGCUGUGUCAGCGUGUUUACAUAGUGGGAGUUAUGUUCAUGGCAUAAUAGCUUUGCUUCGGUUAAGCUAUAGUGAAGAAGUACAUAUUCUUUGUAAGAAUUUACUCAAACUAUUCACUUGUGUUUGUUUAAUCUUUAAAAGCUGCACAUGUAUAUUAGACGUGAUAUUAGUAAAUGUGUUAGAAUUUCACCAAUAUACAAUCUGUAAUUUUGC